AUGCCUGAACGUCGUGGCACACAGGCCCUGGAAGCAUGGGCGCGACGGGCCACCUCCGGGUACGAGGGUGUCACCAUCACCAACAUGAGCACAGCCUGGAGGGAUGGACUUGCCUUCUGUGCCCUCAUCCACCACUUCAGGCCAGACCUCAUAGAAUUUUCCUCCCUCAAGUCCGAGAACAUCUUGGAGAACAACUCCCUUGCCUUCCGGGUGGCAGAACAACAGCUGGGCAUCCCUGCACUAUUAGAUGCCGAGGACAUGGUGGCCAACCCCGUGCCAGACCGCCUCUCCAUCCUCACCUACGUCAGCCAGUACUACCGUGCCUUCUCUGCCAUGGGUCUGCUGGCGGAGAGGAAGCAGCAGGCACGGGGCAAGGACGGCAAGGGUGGUGAUGUUGGUGGUGAUGGUGGGGAGAGCAAGACCACCCCUGUGUCUCGGCCUCAGUCCCUGCCAGCCACUCCCAAGACUGCCACCACAGAGACCAAGACAGAUAAGGUGCUGGGGCGCGGUGGACGGGGCCGGCGCGAGGUGUGCGUCACCUGCCAGAACCCAGUGUUUCUGGCGGAGCGGCUGAUGGUGGGGGCACCCGGCCAGCUGAUGCACCGCACCUGUUUCCGCUGCGCCCGCUGUUCCACCCAGCUGACCCUGGCCGGCUACUACCAGACCGAGCGGGGCCAAUAUUGCUGCGAGACUUGUCCCGACGAGGAGCGCCUGCCCCAGGUAGGCCUGCUGGCCGCCCCCUCCGACUCAGAGUCGUCCAGUGAGGAGUCAGAGUCAGAGGAGGAGGAGGGAGAGAGUGAAGCCCCGCGCCUCCCUGACACCCCUGCCCCGACACCCUCCCCAACACCCCCCAGGCCCCGGACAGUGUUCCUCUCCCAGACCCUGGUCCCCGCCCCAGAACAGCCCACCGACCUGCCAGAAAGCACAACAAAUGAGCAGCCCAGCCACUUCAGCAAGGUGUCCCCUGCUCUGUUUGGUGCAGACAAGGUGGGGCGGGUGAGAGAACACAGCCCCGACCCAGCACCGCUCCCCCGCACAGUAAAGUCCCUCAGAACAGAUCCUCCCAAAGUAUUGGAUACCGGCCAGACCAAACCACAUGUGCCCCCUGAUGCUCACACGCCCCCCUCUCACCCCAGCACACCAUCCCCAGACACUCGCACCCACACACAGAGCACCCCCACCAAGACUGCCUCCUCCAUUGUUGCCCGCCGCCUGCAGAUGUUCCGGGAGAUGAGCAACAAGGACAAACAGCAGCAGCAGCAGCAGGUGGACAGGAAGCAGCAGCACACCUCUCCAGACACCAGCCAGGAGAGGAGGAGCUUCCCUGAUGGAGGAAGACAGGACAUUUACCACCUGCAGAGAGGACCACUGAGAGGAAGCAAAACAGAGGAGAAGGAAGGCAAGACAGUAGAUAUUCCAUCUAUCACAGUGACCACAGAGACUCCUGAGGGACAUGGAAUGGACUUCACUGCCGCCACCACCACCACCACCACCAGCCUGCCAUCCACCCAUCCCACCCCCACUGCAGCACAAAAUCCCUUUGAGGAUGAUGACGAAGAAGAUGAAAGUGCAAAUGAUCACCAAGAAACGCAAGGGAAGGAAAGCAGUGCAGGAGACAAUGACAGGGACUCAGACCAGGUUGUGAGUGAGGCAGUGAGCCACAGACAUGAGAGUGAGACAGAAAAGAGCCAUAGAGAGGAGAGUGAGACAGAAAAGAGCCACAGAGAAGAGAGUGAAUCAGAAAAGAGCCACAGAGAGGAGAGUGAGACAGAAAAGAGCCACAGAGAAGAGAACGAGACAGAAAAGAGCCAGCUGGACAAGGUUGUGGGUCAGACUCAGGGUGGUGAGGUUGUGAGCAGUGAGAGCCACACUGAGGUGAAAGAUGCGGUUGUGAGCCCUGUGGCGGAGAGUGGCUCUUUGGGUGGCACUGAGGAGCACCCGGUUGUGACACCCAGGGAGCCACAUGACCCUGCCAGCAGCUCCCAGCCCCACUACCCUGAUGACCUGAACCCAUUUGGUAGCGAGGAUGAAGACGAGGACACAGGAGCAGCCCCUCAGCCCCCUCAGCCUACCCUGAAGGAGCCUGUGGAAGGAAACUUAAAGGACACCAAGAACCAGACUUCACCAGCAGCAGCAGCAGUGGCAGAACAACCCCCACAAGACUCCCCCGGCAGGAGACUAAUCAAGGCUAACCUCAACCCAUUCGAGAGUGAUGAAGAGGAAGAGGAGGAGAAGGACAUCCCAACGCCUAAGAAGGAGGAAAAGAAGAGCCUCAAUCCCUUCUGGAGUGAUGAUGAAGAGGAGGAGGAGGAGGAGGAGGUAAGAGGAAGGAAGAACACAACACCCAAGGGCACCAAAGUCAAACCUCCACGCCCUCCGCCACCGACACUUCCCAGAAACAGGAGCCCCUCAACCCUCUCCACCUACUCCACCACCUCCACCGGCAGCCUUGCCACUCCCACCACUGCUACCACUCCACGCAAGAAGAAGGUCAUUGCUCCACCACCCCCUGCCUCCCCCAACCUUUCCCUGGCCUCCUCCCCUGGUGGAUCGGUGGCCCUCAGGAAGAAGGGAAGACGAGCCCCUGCACCGCCACAGCUGGCUGCCCAGACUGGCCGCACCUCCCCCAGUGACCAGGACACACGCAGCCUUGACACAGUGUCCAGUGGAGAUAGGGAAGAUCCUGAUGAGGUGCUGAGUUGGAAGAUUCAGAAAGAUCUCAAGAACCAUUCCAACAAGAUCAAUGGCACCCCCCAAGCUCCCCCCAAGCCCUCACGCAGCCCCCACACCCAAUUCACUGCUUCAGAGCCGGCAGGUGGCCGGCACUGCCCAGUCAGCAAGAGUGAGGCUGGGGAGUGGAAGAGGAAGAAGGGUCCAGCCCCGCCCCGCCCUGUACCCCAGAAACGUGCCCUCAAGAAGUUGCCUAUGAAGGUGAUCCAGCAGGAGCUCCAGGACAUUGAGAUCAAGCAGACGGAGCUGGAGCGGCAGGGUGUGCUGCUGGAGACCUCCAUCAGGAAGCGCACGGAGGCCUCGGCCCCAUCCAGCCCUCAGGAGGAGACACCCCCCUCCAGCCUUCCCCCCAGCAGCCCCAACAGCAUUGAGGUGGAGGACAUGAUUCUGCAGCUGUUUGAACUGGUCAACGAGAAGAACGAGCUUUUCCGCCGCCAGACAGAGCUCAUGUAUCUGAAGCGUGAGAAGCGACUGGAGGAGGAGCAUGUGGAGCUUGAGUACCAGAUCCGCUGCUUGAUGCUGAAGACACCAGCUGAGCGCACGUCUGAGGACACAGCACAGGAGGAGGAGCUCAUUGCCCGGCUGGUGAAGGUGGUGGAGCAACGUGAUGAGAUCAUCAACUGCCUGGAGCUGGACCGGCUGAGGGAGGCACAGGAGGAUGAGAGCAUUGCCACACACAUGAUGCAGUAUCAAGAGAAACACAUUGAUGGCUUGGAGAACGGGAACAGCCAUCCAGAGCCAGUCAAGAAGAAGAAGACACUGAAGCUGCCCAAAAAGAAGAAAAAGAAAGAGAAGAAGGAUAAGGGAGCCACUGGUGAUGCAGACAAAGAUGUUGAUGAGACAGAGAUGCCUGCAGAUCCCAAGAAAAAGAAGAAGAAGAAGAAGUGGCUGUUUUGAGCAAUGAAUUUUUCUGGGGAGGUCCAGAAAUGUGGCCUGUGUGCUGAUUGUUGUAUUGAAGUGCAGCCUGUGUGUGAAUUGAUGCCAUGCUAUAUUGGGUGCACCUGUUUGCUGGGUGGUGUGGUGAUGGCAGCAGUGCUCUUCUGAGGUGCAGCCCAAGUGCUUAUGAUGUGCUGAUAGCUGUGGUGCUCCUUUGAGAUGUGGCCCAUUAAGUGGAUGCAGAGUGCUGAUGUGUGUGAUGAUGUGUGGAGUGUCCUCAGUGUCUUGCUUGGUGUGGUGCAGCAGCCUCUGAUGUAUUUAUUGGCUUGGUGAUGUGCUGCAGCCUGAUGAGUGCCAUGGAAAGUUGUACCAUGUGAUACUAUUAUAUUCUGUUUUCUCUUGUAUUGCAGGAAUUUCUGUGGGAAUGUGUACUUUGAGAGUUGCAGCAAUGUACUCUGUGUGCUAAUAUUGUCACACUGUGCUUGCAUCAUUUUGUAAUCUGCAGGUGGUGUCUGAUGCCUGGUGUUGGCUGCACAACAGAUCUGGUCCUCCCAGUAUUGUUAUAAACCUACAGAAUUCUGAUAAAAAAUAUCAAAAGAAUUUUCAAAGAGACAGUGAGGGAAGAGAUCUCACCAUUUUAGGGAUUACUCAGAGACAUGGAAAGGGAAAGCAUCUCCCCAUUUUCAUGUCUGCAGGUUUCUUUGUAGGAUUUGUGGCUAACAGUUGAAAGACAUCUAGUAUUUGUGUGUGCAGUUCAUACUUACACUUUUGUAUAGAUGAAGGAUGAACCAUCAUUGUGUGAAAGAGAAGUGUGGGUAGGCAUGUAGCCUUGUGCCUUAAACCUGAAUAGAAAAGUGCAGGCUGUGUAUUGGGUGUUUUGCAGGAGCCUGUUGUGGCAUCUGUGGUGUGUUGGUUGAGGGACAGGAGGUUCGGUGUUGUCUGAAUAUCAGAAAAAUGCUGGCACACUCAUUCUUACCAGCCUCAUAAGGAAAAGACAGCAGACUUUGGAGGGUGGCUAAGAGUCAAACAGGAGUAAUGAUAGAUAGCUGUGUUUGGGAGAAGGAGAGGAAGAAUUAUAAAGUUUUGGUCGGAGAGAAAAAAAAUGUCAAAAAUUUGGUUCACACCACAAUUUCAGUCUGUCAAAGAAAUACUAUUUGUUUCCUUGGAACAGGUGUGUUUUGGAUGUUAGUCUAAGCUUAGUGAACUUCAGCUGCCUUUUAUUGCAUCUUUUAUUCAUUGUGGACAAAUAAUAUGGAGGAGGUAGGCAAGGGAAACACACAAGUAAGAGAAUGUAAUUGUAAUGAUAUGGCAUGCAAGACUUAGAGUCACCCUUUGAAGAGGUCUCCCAAGAUUCAGGAAUUCUGCUCCUCUCCUUGGUGCUGCACCCCCUCUACACCACCACCACCACCACCACUAUUACCACCUUCCUAGCAGUGAGUGGAGCAGCAGCCACUGAUAGUAGUGUAUAAUCACCCAUCCGCUGUCAGGGAAUUUGCAUCCUAAGUGAGUACGUCCUUGAUUACUUAGCAUUAAUUGGGCCCUUUGUGCAAUGCAAGGGUGCCAGCUGGACUCUGAUCCAUUGCAAUACACUGUACUGUCCCUUAGGAGAGCCUUAGUGUAGUUUUUGUGUGUAAGUCCUUAAUAUUUUUGUUAUUAACAGAGCAAUCUCUGAUUUUAUUUUGCACAAAUUUCUAUUUAUUUACCCAUAAAGGAUGUGUAAGAGGAGUGUAUACAUGUAAGGUGUUGGUUUUAUUUAAUGUCUCAUUUUUACAUUUGAGUUAAUAUAAUUUUUGUUUCAUUUAAAUGCAUUGUUUAGGUAUGCUAUUUUUUAUUCUUUUUAUCUUGGUUACCACCUCAGGUGUGUGUUGUGUGAAAAUGUGGAAACUGGAGGUUUUGUUAAUCAUUCCUGCUGGUGCUGUGAUGGCUGGUGCACACCUGCCCACCAGUGUAGCCAGUGUUGCCCAGCCCCUCAAUCCUCACUGUGAGAAUUUCCUAAGAUGCCCAAUUUAUGCUUUUGUUCUGUGUUAGGUAGUAAUUUUCUGUGCAAUUAUUUAUCAAACAAGUUAUCCACAGAAGGCACAUUAUGAAUUCAAUGUGAAUACUGCAAAUUUGUAAUAUAAUAAGCAGGAAAAGAAAAUUGAAGGCAAUGGAACUAACUUGAAUGUCAAGAUUUGUCCUCAUGUUGCACUAUAGGCUGGUAGUGGAGCCAGUGAGGUGAACACAAGGCAAUAUGGAGGUGGUAUAUCUACAUACAGUCAUUAUUUAUCUCCAAUUUGUGGCUGCAGAGAGAAGCAGCCACUUGGUCUUACUCAAUAGGGAAUAUAUGUAGAACUCUCAGUAUGUAUGGCAGUAUUUUCCAUAAGGUGAAGGUUAAGGCUCUAGGGAUGCCCUGCUGUAUAGAUCGUAGCAGGGAUCUCUCUGUUACUUGCUUAACUUUCCAGGGUUUACAAUUGUUAGAGCUUUGAAGACCGUACAUAGAAUACUUAGGGAGGCUGAGGUGGUUCUCACAAGUCUUAAAAUAGAGCACUACGUAGGGUUAAGGUAGGCUGGUUCCUUUAUACUAAGAUAAGGUGUAUAUAAUAAGCUGCUGUAGGACACACACUAGCAAGGGAUACACUACACAAUGGGUUACAUUUCUUGAUGGUCAAACAUCAUAUUUACUGCAGUAAGGUAUUGCAAUACUGUAAACUUACACAAACAAAAUGCAUACACCAUGACAGUACACACACAAAUAUAUAUUUGCACUACAUUUGUUAGGAUUUAUGAGAUAAAUAUUAGUAGAAGACAAUAAAAGUAGUGCACACACACACACGCACACACACACACACACACACACACACACACACACACACACACACACACACACACACACACACACACACACACACACACACACACACACACACACACACACACACACACACACACACACACACACACACACACACACACACACACACACACAGUAACAGAGGUGUAUACACUGUGGCUGUGCUAGGAGAGAGAAAAGGUGUGCUCAUAAGGACAAUAUGAUAGUACUGUACUAUAGAGUACAUAAUUACAUUACAGAAGGCACAUUCUCUAGCUGGGAGGCUGAGACAGGCUGCUCUCUCUCUCUCUCUCUCUCUCUCUCUCUCUCUCUCUCUCUCUCUCUCUCUCUCUCUCUCUCUCUCUCUCUCUCUCUCUCUCUCUCUCUCUCUCUCUCUCUCUCUCUCUCUCUCUCUCUCUCUCUCUCUCUCUCUCUCUCUCUCUCUCUCUCUCUCUCUCUCUCUCAAUGUGUAAAAGAACCUCUAUUCAGUAAAAUCCUCCUCAACAUUCUAAGUAGGUUAUUUGUCAAUUGAGCCUUGUAUAGGGUUUGGAACAUGCACCAGUGACCAUUAUACAUGAUCCAUACUACUGAUCUCAGCAUGGUGAAAGACUGAUACGUGCAACACUAGUAUCUACUUAGUUGGUCUUCUUCUUCUGAGGUUUGGUGUAAGUAGCUCUGAAUGCUAUUGUUAGUAUUUUCAAAGAUUAUGGAGAUUAGAAAUAGACAAAAGCACCACUGAGGUCUGUAGCCACCAGAAGCUUUAUUGUUAAGGAGGAGGUUGGUUCAACACUUUGGUGAAGGUGGAAAGUAGAGAGAGCUGAUUUGUUUGAAAUGAGACUGAGGCAAAAGUUUAUAGUGUUUACCUAUAGGUUCACUUGUAUUUGAACACCAAGUAAUAAAGUGAAGUGUGCAAAAUGAAAUUUUGGCAGAGUGAAAGCUUGGAGAGGUGAGGUCACUACUGUCUAUAAGGGGUAAUGCACGAUUAUUUAUUUAUUUAUUUAUUUUAUUUUUUUAUCAUCCUUUAUCAUCUAACGUUGCCACAUUUUUAGAAUCACACUUACAUUGACUUUGGAUUCCAAAGUUUUGUUAAACCAAGAGCCUAAAUCAAAGUAAGUGCCUAGCCAUCAGUGCUUCCAGAGUUAAGUGUUGUGUGCCAAACUAGUGCAUGAGAGAGAGAUACAGAAAGUGAGAGAGAGAGAGAGAGAGAGAGAGAGAGAGAGAGAGAGAGAGAGAGAGAGAGAGAGAGAGAGAGAGAGAGAGAGAGAGAGAGAGAGAGAGAGAGAGAGUACUAAGCCUACAAGUGGCUAGCAAUUCAUUCCCAGCUGAUGGAUGUGUUCCUUAAUUUUCAUUAUGUAAUUAUUCCUGUUACAUUACCGAUUUACACCAAUAUUUGUAUAAAAUAUCUUUUUACAAAAAAUGAGAUGUUAGAAAAUAAAUAUAUAAUUUGG
This is a messenger RNA of Scylla paramamosain (green mud crab), 7863 nucleotides long. It is a transcript of the gene MICAL-like, whose product is annotated as MICAL-like protein 1. Gene Ontology annotation, molecular function: protein binding. The record is from RefSeq and is a predicted model, not a curated record. NCBI's taxonomy places the organism in Eukaryota, Metazoa, Arthropoda, Malacostraca, Decapoda, Portunidae.